This is a messenger RNA of Adineta ricciae, 780 nucleotides long. The record is from the annotation of a GenBank genome assembly. Lineage: Eukaryota; Metazoa; Rotifera; Eurotatoria; Adinetida; Adinetidae.
AUGAUCUUGAAAAUCUUCUCAUUGAACCAUUAUCCAGCGCAUGAAAACACGAAAACACGAAAUGAACUGAUUUCCUUGAUAACUGAACCAUUCGCAUCACAAUCGACGGAAGAAUGUUCUUCAAGUUUAACUGUCAAUCAUGAGCAGUCGUCACCAUCAAAUGAACAAGGAGAUACACAAGAGACAGAGAAUGGUCAAAUUUGUCGAAUAUGCUAUUCAACAAGUAAUCUUCAAUCUUUAAUUGCGCCUUGCCAAUGUACGGGAACAAUGGGUAUCCUUCAUCAAAAUUGCCUUGAACGAUGGCUUGAAAUAUCUAAUACAACUAAAUGCGAAAUAUGCCAACAUGAAUAUGAUGUAGUACGACAUCCGAAACCGCUAUUUUAUUUUUUCACCAAUCCUAUUCGUUCAUCAGAUGUUCGUUAUUCGAUCAACGAUCUAAUCAUAUUCUGUAUAUUAACCAUCAUUAUCAGCUGGCUAUCAGUUCUGACUGUGUCAAAGAUCCAAAGAGCGAAUACAUUUUACGAUAAAAUAUCUUAUAUUCCACUCCUGCUAUCGAUAAUUUCUAUUUAUAUUGUAUGGUGCUGGGUUAGCUAUCGUUAUCAUCUUCAAGUGAUCAAAGAAUGGCGUUCAUUAAAUCAACAGAUCCGCCUUGUUAAUAAGAAAAAAUACAAAGUAGAUUUACAUUCACCGCAUGGCGACCAACAACAAUGUUCUCUUCUGCCAACAAUUCAGCUUGAGAUCGAAGACAAUCUCCUUGCGGAAGUAUGCGUUCUGAAAUGA